CAUCGAUUACAUAAAAUGCCUUGUCCUUUCUUGGGUUCAAUGAAUCAAGCAUUCGUGCGAAAUUAUGGCAGCGUACUAAUGAAACAGUACGGUAACUUGUGUCCGAUACUUACCAGAGGCUUUCGUACUCUCGGCGUCGACGAAACGAAAUGCCCUUUCAUUCAGAAGAACUCGAUCGUCUCCGAGGCACCGAAGGAGAUGUCCGAGGACAUCGUGGAGAAUGUUCCUACUUAUCAGUAUGACAAAUUCUUCAGUGAACAGAUCAAUGCUAAGAAGAAGGAUUAUUCCUAUCGCAUAUUCAGGAAGGUUUCCCGAUUGGCGGCCGAGGGUAUGUACCCUCAGGCCCUCGAAGGCGCCGAGAACCGCCGUGUGACUGUGUGGUGCGCCAACGACUACCUGGGCGCCUCGCGACACCCCUCCGUGCAGGACGCGGCGAUCUCGGCCAUCAAGUCGUACGGUACGGGAGCAGGCGGUACUCGCAAUAUCGCCGGUAACUCGCAAAUGACGGAAAAACUCGAAUCUGAAAUAGCUAAACUCCACAAAAAACCCGCCGCUUUAAUCUUUAGUUCCUGCUUUGUCGCCAACGACGCAACCCUCUCUACUUUAGCAAAAAUAUUGCCCGGCUGCAUAGUGUACUCGGACGCGGGCAAUCACGCAUCUAUGAUACAGGGAAUAAGAAACAGCCGAGCACCAAAGCAUAUAUUUAGACAUAAUGACCCGAGCCACUUGAGAGAGUUGCUAGCCGCAUCCCCCGCUGGUGUACCGAAACUAGUCGUUUUUGAGACUGUUCACUCCAUGAGUGGAGCUAUUUGUCCCUUAGAAGAAAUGUGUAACAUAGCUCACGAAUACGGAGCCCUGACGUUCGUCGACGAAGUCCACGCAGUGGGUCUAUAUGGGAAGCACGGAGCCGGGAUAGGGGAGGAGAGGGGGGUGGAGCACUUAAUCGACAUCGUAUCUGGAACUCUGGGAAAAGCGUACGGCAACGUCGGAGGAUACAUCGCGGGGUCGGCGCUACUGGUGGACACCAUACGAUCACUGGCUCCAGGGUUCAUCUUUACGACGGCGCUGCCUCCUCCCGUGUUGGCGGGCUCGCUGGCCGCGAUCCGGUUGCUGGCCGGUGAGGAGGGCCGGAGUAUGAGGGCGAAGCACCAAGCCAUCGUACGCUACUUGAAGCUGUCGCUGUUGGUGGCGGGGCUACCGCAGAUGCCGUCUGUGAGCCACAUCGUGCCCGUGCCCAUCACGGGUGCCGAUAAAGUAGCACGCGUGGCUGCAUCGCUGAUGAGGCGCGGCCACUACGUUCAGGCCAUCAACUACCCGACAGUGGCGCGCGGUACAGAACGCCUACGGUUCGCCCCCGGCCCGCACCACACGCCCGAAAUGAUCGAUACCCUCGUCACAGCUCUCAUCGACUCCUUCCACGAGAACGACAUCGAUUUUAAUCAGUUCGUGGUGAAUGGCGCAUGCCGCGAGUGCAGCAUGGAGUACAAGGUGGACGUCGCCUACGAGGAGCCCGUCAAGUACCCCGUCGCCGCGUAGACGUUUAAACCAAUAUUUAUUCUGAUCGACGUAUUUUAAAGGAAAUGAAAUAAAAAUAAAUGUUGAAUAAUUAAAAAGUUUAUUUUGAGUCGUUAUUUAUGGUUUGUGGUUUGGUAGGGGUAAUAAAACAGCUACAAGUA
Melitaea cinxia (Glanville fritillary) is the source of this 1676-nucleotide messenger RNA. It is a transcript of the gene Alas, whose product is annotated as 5-aminolevulinate synthase, nonspecific, mitochondrial. Bases 16 to 1536 code for a protein of 506 amino acids. The record is from RefSeq and is a predicted model, not a curated record. Gene Ontology annotation, cellular component: mitochondrion. Gene Ontology annotation, molecular function: pyridoxal phosphate binding; 5-aminolevulinate synthase activity. Gene Ontology annotation, biological process: heme biosynthetic process; erythrocyte development; hemoglobin biosynthetic process. NCBI's taxonomy places the organism in Eukaryota, Metazoa, Arthropoda, Insecta, Lepidoptera, Nymphalidae. The transcript has a single exon.